This is a messenger RNA of Pseudoliparis swirei, 4588 nucleotides long. It is a transcript of the gene stim2b, whose product is annotated as stromal interaction molecule 2b. The transcript is spliced from 12 exons. The record is from RefSeq and is a predicted model, not a curated record. Gene Ontology annotation, cellular component: endoplasmic reticulum; plasma membrane. Lineage: Eukaryota; Metazoa; Chordata; Actinopteri; Perciformes; Liparidae. Bases 615 to 2936 code for a protein of 773 amino acids. Gene Ontology annotation, molecular function: protein binding; calcium channel regulator activity; calcium ion binding. Gene Ontology annotation, biological process: activation of store-operated calcium channel activity; intracellular calcium ion homeostasis; store-operated calcium entry.
UGUGCGUUUUUGCUCCUCUUCGGCGGCUGUGUUCACUACUACUUUAUUUGGUUCGCCUAAUUAUAUAAAUAUAUAUUUAUUUUAAAUCGAUAGAAUUAGAAAUGGGGGACCGGCUCGUCGUAGCUCGCAGCAGUCACCCCUCCGGAGCAGCCGGUGAACCCUUAGGGUAAUAACCGGAUCAUCAUCUGUUUCGAGGGGGGUGGGGGUUAAUAUUUCAAAGUAGUUCUGGCCCAGGGUGAACUAUUAUUUUGAAGGUAUCUCAUGCUCCUCCUUUGUGACAGCAAUCUCCCGUUUGAGCUGCAAAGUCGGUCGUGUUUAAAAACUCAAUAUAAUAUCUCGUCUACUGCGGGGAUUUUUCUUUAUUCUUUAAAUUGGUGCAUUUCCAGGUGUCUCUUUUUUUCUCGUGACGCCCCCAUAUUUAUCCUAAAAAAAGACAUACAAUUUAAUUUUUAUUUAUUUAUCCACUGGUUUUUUCCCAGACUGAAUCAGACUUUUUUUUUUCUUUCCUCUCCGGGAUUGCCCCAGUCAUCCCCAACCCCACGGAUAGGAAUUACUAGCUCCUUCACCACCUCCUCCUCCUAUUUUUUUGUUUUUGUUUUUGUCUUUCUUCCACCAUGAGUUACAUCCACAAGAUAUUGUAUGUUUUGCUACGUGGACUCGUCAUCUAUGCGGUACUGGGCUCGGAGUGCACUAAUUCGAAUCAUCUACCCGGCCACGCGUCGGAUGCUGCACAUGGAGCCGCCACAGACCCCUGUCUCGCAGCGAUGCCGCCAUGCAUAGGCGAGGACGACCGCUUCAGUCUGGAGGCGCUGCGGCUCAUCCACAAACAGCUGGACGACGACAACGACGGCGGCAUCGAGGUCAACGAGAGCGUGGAGUUCAUAAUAGAAGACAUGAAGCAGCAGCAGACCAACAAGCACAGCAACCUGCACCGGGAAGACCAGCACAUCACCGUGGAGGAGCUGUGGAAGGGCUGGAAGAGCUCCGAGGUCCACAACUGGACCGUGGAGCACUCGGUGCAGUGGCUGAAGGAGGCGGUGGAGCUGCCGCAGUACGAGAAGAACUUCCGGGACUUCGGGGUCACGGGGAACACUUUACCUCGAAUGGCGGCGAAUGAACCGUCGUUCAUAUCGAUGCAGUUGAAGAUAUUAGAACAGCGGCACAAACAGAAACUAAACCUAAAGGCGCUGGAUGCAGUGCUGUUCGGCCCUCCUCUCCGUCCGCAACACAACUGGAUGAAAGACUUCAUCCUCAUGGUUUCCAUAGUGAUUGGCGUCGGGGGCUGCUGGUUUGCCUACGUGCAGAACAAGUCCAGCAAGGUGCACAUGUCUCAGAUGAUGAGGGAUCUGGAGAGCCUGCAGAACGCAGAGGAAAACCUCCUGGACCUGCAGAGCCGGCUGGAAAAGGCUCAGGAGGAGAACCGGACGGUGGCCGUGGAGAAGCAGAACCUGGAGCAGAAGAUGAGGGACGAGAUCAACGGGGCCAAGACGGAGGCUUACCGGCUCCGGGAGCUGCGGGAGGGCGCCGAGUGCGAGCUCAGCCGGCUGAAAUACGCCGAGGAGGAGCUCGUACAGGUGCGUAAGGCCCUGAAGCGGGCGGAGAAGGAGAUGCACUCGGAGCGGUCGGUGCCCGAGGCGCUCCAGAAGUGGCUGCAGCUCACGUACGAGGUGGAGGUCCAGUACUACAACAUCAAGAAGCAGAACGCCGAGUUUCAGCUGUCCGUCGCCAAAGAAGAGGCAGAGAAAAUCAAGAAGAAGCGCGGCUCUGUGUUCGGGACGCUUCAGGUGGCCCACAGCUCCUCCCUGGACGAGGUGGACCGCAAGAUACUCGAAGCAAAGAAGGCCCUGUCGGAGGUGACGGCGUGCCUGAGGGAGCGGCUGCACCGCUGGCAGCAGAUUGAGAAGCUCUGCAACUUCACGGUGGUCAACAACUCGGGGCUGCCGACGCUGACGGCCAGCCUCUACUCGGACCACAGCUGGGUGGUGAUGCCGCGGGUCUCGGUGCCCCCCUACCCCAUCGCCAGCGGAGUGGAUGACCUGGACGAGGACACGCCUCCCAUCAUUCCACAGUUCACGACGGCCACGCUGAUCCGGCCCUCGCUGAUGCGCAGCAGCAGCCUGUGCCGUUCCCGCCGCAGCCUGCUGAGCUCGCCGCAGUCCUCGCUGAUGUCCGCGGACCCCGACCUGCUGUCCAUGGCCGGCUCGUCCCUCUCCUAUCGCGCCGAGGCAGACGACGAACAUAUCAUGUUCAGCUCGGAUAGGAGGGGGUAUGUAGCGGUGGCCGGGACGCCGCGGAAUGCUUUUACAGUUUGGACUCACAGGGAACCGGCUCAGGACUGCAGCUCCGACACGGACUCUCUCGGCUCUUCCUUGGGCCGCAAGCAGCUGCACAGCCCCUGCACGGCGGGCUCGGAGACCCCGUACCGCCGGAUCUCCCGCGAGGAGCUGCUGCUGUUGAGCCAGAGCGGCGAGCUCCCCGCCUCCUGCUGCUCCGCCCACACCAGCAGCACGGGCAGCCUCAGGGGCUCCACCCCGCCUCCCGCUCCCCCUCCCGGCACCCCCUCCGGCCCGCCCUCCACCUCGGCGUCCCCUGCCCUGGAGCGCCGCCCGUUCGCGCACAAAGGCUCGCCCGACAUCACCCGCGGCAUCCCCGAGUCCCAGAGCCUGACCUUCUCGCAGGGCGGCGCCCCCUCCGCGUCCAGCAGGGGGAUGUACAACGGCAUCCUGGAGAAGUCCUACAGCUACGGCCAGCUGCCCACCAGCAUGCUGCCCCACGCGGGCCGCUACCCGUCUCUGACCUCCCUGGACUCGGAGGGCCGCGGCAUGGGCAGGGAACACAAGCUCCAGAGCACCUCGUCCCAGGACUCCAGCGACAACGGAGAGAAAAUCAAGCGCUCCUCCUCGAAAAUCAAGAGCUUAUUUAAGAAGAAGAAAUAAAAAAAUAAAAACUUGCAGAGGUGAGGUCGUGUAUGAGAGAGAGAGAGGAAUAAUAUAAAGAGUUGUUUUAGCCCUAAUACACACACACAAAAAAAUAUUGACAUCACUGUAAGCUAAAACAUUACAUUUUCUCUCAUGUUUUCUUCAUCAAAGACGGAAUGUAGUCUGGGCGUCUUUAAACUCUUCAGACUGGUAGCCUUAUUUUUCAAUAAUGCCUUUUUAUUUAGUUCACUCACGUGGGAAACUGACAUGGGUCAAGGAAAGGUCAAAGGUCAUGAUAUAGUCAUCCAGACACCCCCCCGCCCCAAAAAAAUAAACGUGACCCGUCUACAGUCAUUUGAACCAAAAGGAUGUGUGAGGGUCUGAUGGUGCAGUCCAUACGUGUGUUUAUUAUCAAGUACAUAAAUAUGUUCGGACUCUGUGGCGACGGCGUUACAUCACCGUGACAACCGGCUCAUCGGACGUCCGACGCGCUUUCCUCCGCCGGUCGAAUGGCGGAUUCCGGCUUGCGAAGCGAUCGAGUCGUAAACUCACGACCUCGAUCUAUUCGCCUUCAGAAAUAAUCCCGCUAAAAAGGUUCGUUGCACUACUGCUCUCCUGAUAUUUCGGGGAGAUACGUCGUCCGCCGCUCGCGAACGAAAUAUUGAAUAUAGGUAUAGAGGUGAGAGGCGGCGUGGCAGUGGAGACGCAGCACAGCAUCGGCAUGGGUCUCUCAAUAUAUAUAUAAAUUAUAUAUAUAAAAUGUAUAUAUAUAUAAAUAUAUAUACACACUUUGUUUUCACGUGGUUAUGUUCUUAGAGAUGUUUUUAAAAAGAUUUAUAUUGGUGGGGAUUCCUCCUGUAUGAACUGAUCCUGACCGGAGAGUUUAUUGAAUAUGCAGAUUUAACCCGCACCAGUCAGUUUUCGUAAAAAUCUAGCCGUCCCGUACUACUUGACCCCCCCCUGUAGGCAAGCCAACCACCAUCUCAAGUAGCCUGUCCCCUUGUGCAGAUUUGGUAAACAUGUCUCGUCGUGUUCGGAGGGCCGUACUCAUGCCACAUCUUAGGGAUACGCGAGUUCCAAGAAGUCUAAAAAAAAAAAACAUAUUAAAAAGUCUAAUGUAAUGUGACGACAUGGGCCUCUAUCAUCUGUGUUUCCAGGGUUUUAUGUACUAGACAAACACUAAGGAUUAUAUUUCUAUAAAGGAACUAUGUCAUCAAGAUCUGACGGACCACCAUCCUCUCCCCACCACACACACACACACACGAAGCUCGAAGCCGACCCAUGCAAUACGGUUCUGUUCCUCUGGGCCCGCGCCGAGCGCACUGAUGUCAAGAGCUCCUGCUUCACACUGACUUCUGCCUUCAUCCGGGACCUAGUCCGUCACCGCUGCAGCUUCAUAACAAUAAAUAAUAUUUAAAGAACACGUGACGGGAGGUCGGGGGCACGAGGCGCGACGCGAGGAUCCGGUGGUUUCUGUUUUUAGGAUUAGGAAAACGAGCUUGGUGGCAAUACAGCACACAAUGAAGGAGAUGGAAGAGAGACGUGCGAGGCGAGGAUGUAUAUGUUUAUGAAUGUUUACGAGACAUUAGGGUGUUUUUUUGGAGAACAUUUUCUGUGUGAAUAUUUGUAUACUGUAGAAUUAAUAAUAAAACAACAAUGGAGGCAUCAUA